Molecule: messenger RNA, 711 nt
Organism: Aphanomyces invadans
Lineage: Eukaryota; Oomycota; Saprolegniomycetes; Saprolegniales; Verrucalvaceae
Exons: 3
Coding region: 1-711 (236 amino acids)
Source: RefSeq, a predicted model, not a curated record
AUGCCAAUUAACACCAACGCUGUCUUUAACCGCCUGCAGGACCAGAUCGUCCGCGAUCAGUCCUUUCUCCAGGCGUCGUACAUCGAGUACGCCGACGCUGCGAACUCCGUCUCCGAGCGAGACGAGGUGCCCAACAACCCCAUCAUGGAUCGCUUUCUCACCGACUUGGGCUCUGAGAGCAUCCGCUCGUUGACGAACUUCACGGUCUCCGAGUUCGAGACGCUGUGGUCGUUUGUCGACGACGCCAUGAACUCUGCCUGGCUGGAAGGACGCGGCCGCCGCUCGACGACCAGCCCCAAGGACAGCUUCUUCAUGGCCCUCACGGUGCUCAAGCACUACAGCUCGUGGGACAAGCAUGCCGCAGACUUUGGGUUCAAGGCUCCUACGUUUGAAAAGCUGGUGAUGCGAGUGUUCACGGUCGUGGAGCCGGUUCUGUACGAGCGGUUGAUUGCGCCGCAAUCCAUGGCGAGUCUCGCCCAGUCUGGGCAUCUGUUUGCGAACUUCCCCUACGCUGCGUAUGCUGUGGACGUGAAGUUCCAACCGUCGCUGCGUCCCAUGGGUCGGUUUGCCGAGCAGAAGCGCUACUACAGUGGCAAGCAUGGGCUGUAUGGCUACAAGAUCGAGGCCGCAGUCUCACCUGAGGGACUCUGUGUCGCCAUGUCGAGCUCGCACCCGGGCGAUCCACCAGGCCAUGCUCAACAAGUCGCCUGA